AGCUUUAAGACUACAGCAUUGUUCAGCAAACAGACAUAAUGAUUCAGUCAUAUAAUAUUUCAAAGAUGGGCUACAACAAUAGCUGCAUUAAACAGCUAAUAGAUUACAUCAAGGCAAAAAUUCAAGAAAAUGAGGAAGGUCUGUGACAUGUGUGUUCAAAAAGGAAUUCUUCAUUGAUUUGGUAUUUUCUAUAUUUAAGAAAACAGAAAAGACAUUAAAUGAUCAACACAGAAUGUUCAGAGAAGUCAAUGAUCCUGUUCUCUAUCUGAAGAAGAAGAGGAAUGAAUACUAUAGUAUUUUCAAGAAAUACUGUGAUGGAGCAACAUCAGCUGCUAUUUUUGGUGAAAUCAUCUGUCAGAAACUGAAGAGACCCAUUGAACAGAGUCUCUAUAAACAGACUGCCAGAGAUUUAGCAGAUGAAAUCAGAUCAAACUGUCCAUCACUGAAUGGAAACAGAUCAAAUCUGGAGAAACACAUCCUGAAGAGUCUGGCAGAAGAGGGGAAGUUUUAUGCGUUCAAUGACUACAUUCAGUAUCCCAAAGAUCACUUCAAGAGUUUCAUCACAGAUGAAGUCAAUCAGUACAUCAGAGAUCAGUUCAUUAUCAGUGUUCAACCCAAGAUGAAUAAGAACAUUGAAGACCUGCAGAAGAAGAUCCUGACAGCAGCUCAUGAAUCUACUGAAGAUGUUGAAGUGAAGAGUGGAGAUGUUGAUUUGUGGUUGAAGUUUUUCACACAGAUGCUCUCAGAUGUUCUGAUAUUCUCUGUAAAGGACCUCAGUGGAGUCAAACAUGAUAAUGUUUUUUUCAAACUCUUAGAAGAUGUGAUAAUAACUGAACUUCCAUUUAUAAUGUCUGACAUCAGCAGAGAGUUCAGCACAGAUACAUUUAAUGUAAAACUGGAUGCCAACAACAGACCAGAUGAGAUUCUGAUUGGUCACUUAUGUCAGUGCUGUUGGGUUCAGUGUCCAUUCUGUAGAGCCAUCUGCACCAACACAAUAGAAGACCAUGAUGAAGAUUACAGUGUUCCUUUCCAUAGAGUGAAUGGAAUAAAUGGGAUAAAGUACAAGGGCACAACAAACCUGUCUGUUGAAAUAUGCAAAACACAAGUAUCAAGCAACAUGACAUAUUUUUAUCCAGAUUCCACAGACAGGAGAGUCUUCUGGAGAGUAUAUAGAUCAGCAGGAGAACGUUUUGAAAAGUGGAGCAUCACCCCUGACCUCGCUGAGCUGCCUUACUGGAAGUGGUUUGUGUGCAGAUUUCAAAAAGAUCUUGAAAAGCAUUAUAAAAAGACAUUCCAAAAUAGAGGAAAGAUUCCAGAUGAAUGGAGACAAAUCACAAGACAGGAAGCUGUUGAAAGUUUAGAUAAAUACAUCUAAUUAAAAAGAAAAC
This is a messenger RNA of Paramisgurnus dabryanus, 1388 nucleotides long. Its product is annotated as interferon-induced very large GTPase 1-like. The record is from RefSeq and is a predicted model, not a curated record. Lineage: Eukaryota; Metazoa; Chordata; Actinopteri; Cypriniformes; Cobitidae.